GUGUUUACAUUUUGGAAUCGACGACAGGUUCUUGUUUGUCCGGGUCCACAUAUUUAUGAACUUGGAACUGUCGGUGCGUGUUCUUAUUAUUUUUGUUGCCAAAGUUGUGGUUUGAAGUAGUUUCCAGCGACCCUCGGUGCCAUGGAGCUGACGGAGAUGUACGAUAACGCUCUGCUGGGGAUCCUGCAGCAUGUCGGAAACAUCCAGGACUUUCUCAACGUUUACUUUGGCUUCUUGUACCGUAAGACGGACUUUUACCGCCGCCUGUCGAGUCCCGACGAUAAGAUGGGCUUCCCUCCGGGUGUGGCCGAGAAGAUGGUGCUGAAGACUUUUAAGUUAUUUGAGAGGGUGGCGGAAGACGACAGAGAGAGAAGGCUCAGCGAACUGCGGAAGAGACAGGAGAGUAGCUCUGUUCCCCCGGCAGGUGGAGAGCUGGAGGUCACAUCGGAGCCACAUGAGGAGACUGUAGAGGAAAGUACAGAUGAACCCAAAAUGGAAAUCGCCUCCGAUUCUGCCGUCUCAGAACCAGCUGUCAGCAGCAGUUCAGAAAAGGUAGCUGAUGACGUUGUAGCUGCAGCCACAGACGCAGCUGAAGAGAAACAGAAGACAUUUCAGGCUGACCCUGACAGUUACAACGGGGCAGUGAGGGAAAACUACAGCUGGUCUCAAGACUACACAGAUGUGGAGGUCCGUGUCUUUGUACCUAAGACAGUGGUUAAAGGCAGACAGGUCACCGUUAGCCUGCAGACUGCGGUGUCGUGGUGCGUGAGAGACGGCACAGAAGAGAAAACACUGAUAGAGGGAGAAUUCACCCAUAAGAUCAACAUGGAGAACUCCCUGUGGAGCCUGGAACCCGGACACUGUGUGGUUCUGUCACUCAGCAAGACCUCGGAGGUUUGGUGGAAUGCAGUGCUGAAAGGAGAACAGGAGAUUGAUGUGAACCAAAUCAACCGUGAGCGUUCCAUGGCAACGGUGGAUGAAGAAGAGCACGCCGUUCUGGACAGACUCACCUUCGACUACCAUCAGAAGCUGCAGGGGAAACCACAGAGCCACGAAAUGAAAGUGCAUGAGAUGCUGAAGAAGGGUUGGGAUGCCGAAGGGUCGCCAUUCAAAGGCCAGCAGUUCGACCCCUCGAUGUUUGACAUCCCACCUGGUGCAGUGCAAUUCUGAGACACACGUCCACUCUGCCAAAUGGGACACGUUGUUGACUGGAGUCCAACCGGUUCUGCAGCAGCGAGUUGUCCUGCUAGAGUUUAACAUGCGCUGUAAAGCAGCGUGAAGCUGCCAGUUUGGAUUUGUCAGGGACAUUUGGGCGGAGAUGCUGAUUCUGAUGAGGACAGGCCUCUUUUUUGUGAAACAUUUGAUGCAUUUUCAGUGUGGCACUAAUUUUUAUCACUGUUUUGCUGUGUAAAAUCUCUGCAGUGCCGCCCAAUAAAAUCAUGUUGACAUCCAAA
This is a messenger RNA of Thalassophryne amazonica, 1454 nucleotides long. RefSeq names its product NudC domain containing 3 (gene nudcd3). Gene Ontology annotation, biological process: protein folding. NCBI's taxonomy places the organism in Eukaryota, Metazoa, Chordata, Actinopteri, Batrachoidiformes, Batrachoididae. Gene Ontology annotation, cellular component: cytoplasm. The record is from RefSeq and is a predicted model, not a curated record.